AGCAGCACCCCUUCUACGGCCCUGUCAGUGGUGUGGGAGCCACCACCAACCCUCCACGCGGGUUCAGAACGCUCCACCGGACCCCAUCACGAGCCUUGUAUUUAGUAGUGCACAGGGUUGAUCCCAUGUAUGCAUGCCAUUUAGUUUCAGCCUGAAACUAGCCAUCGCGCAACCGCCAGUUUCAUCAUUUCUUUCUUCAUCGUUGGAUAGAACCGGUUUCAGCACAACGGUUUUCGUCGUAAGACUUGCCUCCUCGUCAGCUCGCUAAAUUCACUCCCCGUCCACCAUGUCUGAAAAGCCUCAACUCACCUUGGACCAUCCGGAAGAGUCGGCCCCUACCUAUAAACAACACGCCAAGAGUGCCGAAUACAACGAUGACACUAUUUCCAACGAACCAAAGCCCAACCCCGGCAUGAGCCUCCAUCCCAACAGAGACUCCUCCUCCAGCGACGAGGGCUCCAGCUACAUGGACAUGGCCUCUGGGUACGACCAGAACCUGAACGAGUGCACCGAGUUCUGUAUUGAGCUUUCCACCUGUUUUGGAUUGUUGGAGACCUGUUGUCCCGCCAAUGGUGAGGGUUGCUUGACCACCUCCGCCGUGUUCUGUGGUAACAUUUUGUCCGACUUGGAGUUUCCUCUUGCUGGAGAAAACGCUGAAGCGAGUGGCCCUACUUCCACGGUAAGCUUGCCAGCAGUCCAUCUUAUGCUUGGUCUGAAGUAUUUGCCGCUUGCCCCAGAGAAGUUGGCUAAGGCGAGCUCUGUGGACUGCCUUCAGGAACCUAAGGAAAAGCUGAAUGCCGAAACUCUGUGUUUCAAAACUUUGGUUACCCCUGUUGCUCCCCACACGCUGCGUGUAGCCACGGAACAGUCUCAGAAUGCCCUUCAUACUCGCAUCACAGCUGCCUCCAGUGAGCACUCGAAUGGACCCGUGAACCAGAGAAGCACGCUUCCGGGCGAAGAAUUGCCAUCUGGGAUUCCUCUAACCUCCAAAUACACGGUUUGUCACAACCUUGCAGGAGCUAGAUUGGCUGAGCCCGUCCUCACUGAGCCCGUGCAAGCCAAAGCACUGGUAGGGACAGAUCCAACUCCAUCUGGAGCCAAUUCAGCUAUUUUCAAGCACUCAUCCAAUUCCAAAAAUGUCCUAGCUAAACCAGAAGAGCGAGUUACAGAAGCUGAUUCAAUGAAGUUGUAUUCAAGCAACGAAAGUAUUGACUCCGCUGCUCUCGUUAGCACAGCGGGCCAGUUCCAGCCCUCAAUGAGUAAUGAAAGUGAAGACUUGAACCCUAGUACCAUUGGCCAAAGAUCAAGGAUGAAAUACAAGAUACCUACAAUUUUCCUUACCAUUAUGUUGGUUUUGAUGUUAGCUUGUUUUAUUCCUAGCAUAGUGAUACUUUCACUAGGUACUAGAAAAUCAGUUAUCAAUUAUUUUGCUAGAAACAGAGACCAGUCCAGCUUCUUGCAAGACUUAGUAAGCCUAUACUCAAACGAAUCUACAUAUUCCAGGCCUAGUCAAGUCAAUGAUAGCAACGUUUCCUGGUCACUACUCUCAAUGAAUGAUACACUAGGGGAUUUGUUAAGCGAGCCACAGCUCGAUUUAUUCUAUGGGCUUGCUUACUCCCCGAGAAAUGCAAUGGAGCCCAACUGUGGACUAACACGAGAAGAAACUUUAUUGGAUAUCGCUAAGAUCUCACGAGUCACCACCAGGGUGAGAAAUUACGGAAUGCAAUGCAAUCAAACUGAGUUUAUUCUUGAUGCAAUUCAAACCUUGAAUUUGAACAUGACGCUAGCAAUGGGUGUCUGGAUUGGAAGUAAUUGGACAGUAAACAACUUACAGUUACUGAUGAUGAAUAAGUUAUUAAAAAGGUAUCCUGAAAAGAUGUUUGAAAGUGUUUUCAUUGGGAAUGAGGUACUCUUUAGAGAGGAUAUACUGAGUAAUGAAUUAAUUCUUACCAUAAACACGACAAGGAAAUAUUUGCAUUCAUUGGGGUACACAAUUCCAGUUGGAACGUCUGAUCUUGGCUCCUUGAUAAGUGCUGAUUUGAUACAAGCUUGCGAUAUUAUAGGGGCCAAUAUUCAUCCAUUUUUUGGUGGCGGUCAUGUUGAUAAUGCAGUUGAUUGGGCUCUCAACUUUUUGAAGUAUCAAUUAGAACCAAUGAAUCUCGGAAAUACCAAGAUUGCAAUAACUGAAGUUGGUUGGCCUACUUCAGGCGGUAAUCACCAAUCAGCAGUUGCAAAUUUAGAUAACUUUAGGCGUUUCGUAGGAGAUUUUAUUUGCAAAUCCAAAAAUAUUCAAAAUCCCUAUUAUUUUUUCGAAGCUUUCGAUGAACCAUGGAAGAAAAUAUUCUAUGAACAAAGCAACAAAUGGGAGACUGAAUGGGGUAUUUUUCAUACAUCGAGGAAGAACAAGAUUGAUUGGUCUACUUUAGAAAAAUGUUAA
Suhomyces tanzawaensis NRRL Y-17324 is the source of this 2437-nucleotide messenger RNA. RefSeq lists its product as uncharacterized. The record is from RefSeq and is a predicted model, not a curated record. Bases 287 to 2437 code for a protein of 716 amino acids. Gene Ontology annotation, cellular component: cell surface; fungal-type cell wall; extracellular region. The transcript is spliced from 2 exons. Gene Ontology annotation, molecular function: glucan endo-1,3-beta-D-glucosidase activity; 1,3-beta-glucanosyltransferase activity. NCBI's taxonomy places the organism in Eukaryota, Fungi, Ascomycota, Pichiomycetes, Serinales, Debaryomycetaceae. Gene Ontology annotation, biological process: cell wall organization; carbohydrate metabolic process.